Messenger RNA from Ixodes scapularis (black-legged tick), 589 nucleotides. RefSeq lists its product as uncharacterized. The record is from RefSeq and is a predicted model, not a curated record. NCBI's taxonomy places the organism in Eukaryota, Metazoa, Arthropoda, Arachnida, Ixodida, Ixodidae. The coding region runs from base 122 to 589 and encodes 155 amino acids. The transcript has 2 exons.
AAGACUUGGGCGUCGGUCAGCGGGACAGCCCUCGGGCGGCCUCCUGGUGAACGGCGGAAAGCAAGGCAGCACCCUGCAUGCCAUAUUCAGACUCGAGGAGGGCCAGGUGUUGACGGCGGAAAUGGCGUCACCGGAAGAGCCCGCGGCGGCCAGCUUCCGGACGUCGCCCAGCGGUGACCGCCUGCCCAACGGCCUCACGUACCAGGCGUCGCAGUCGGGACUCCGGGUCACCGUGCACGAGAACCCGCUCAGCACCGUGCUCGAGUAUCGGAGGACCCCGUCUCCUGUGCCGCAGUACCAGGACAACCGCGCGGAUGCGGUGGUCAGUCUGCCUAUCCUGUCCGGUCGGGAGCUGGCGGCGCUGUCCAGCAAGAAGCCAUCCCGCGACGAGUCGUGCCACAGCCCCGGCGGACACCGGGUGAGCCAAGUCAAGCUCUCUUCGUCCAGAACGAGACAGAGGGCGCGGGACUUGUCCUUCCUCGGCUUCGUGACGCUCUUGGGAGCCGUCUGCUGCGUUCUGGGCUACCUGGCCUUCCUUCGACCGCAACGCACGACGCCAGUGGCCAUCACCGGUAGGUGGCCUCUUUAG